AUGAUCUGGAUUUUCUCUCAAUAUUUGUGAGACUGAAGUCAAUCAGGAAUGAGGGCCAUCACCAUCAUCUUCAUCACUCUCUGUCUGAUCUCAGGUCAGGUUCUCUGUUUUAAAGUGAUUGGCUGCUCUGGAGGGAGUGUAAUGUUCAAGUGCAUGUAUAAGUCUGAUGAGCAACAUAACUCAACACCCCUGAAACAGAGAGAGUUUUAUGAUCAGCUUAAAGGAAAGUAUUUCUGCAGAAACAGAGACUGUACGACCGGAAUCAGUACCGAGCUUCAGCGCCGCUGGGUUAAUAAUGAGAGAUUCACUCUGUAUGAUGAUGAAAACAGCAGAUUCUUCACAGUGUUUAUCAGGAACCUCAGCAGAGAGGAUGAUGGGAAAUACAUAUGUGGAAACAAUCAGAAAUGGAGUCAUGAUGUUGAGUUAGAGGUGAACAACAACUCUUCUUCUUGUGGGACGUCUGUUAUCAGAUCUGCAUAUGAAGGUCAAACAAUCACUUUCAGUUGUGAAUAUGAACACAAGUUUAAAACACACACCAAAGUCUUGUACAGAGUGAACGGAGAUCCUGUGCUUGUGCUGAACAGCUCUCAAUCAUCACAAUCAUCUGAAGAGAAGUUCAUCCUGUCUGACAGUCAGAAAGAUCACUUUACUGUGACCAUCAGAGACAUUUCUGAAGCGGAGCGUGGAGUUUAUUUAUGUGGAGUGGAGAGACAUGGAUCUUCACAAACAAUUACUCACAUAACCUUCAUUAAAGAGAUUGAGCUGAAAGAGCAUCGUCAGAUAACUUCUGUCCAGGUUGAGGCCUACAUCAGUAAAUCAGUCUUCAUCACGUGUGAAUUUCCAGAAGAAUUCAAAGAAAACCAGAAAUUCAUCCAGAAAGAUUCAUCAAAGGAGAUCUCUGUUGAUGAACAGAAUCAGUGGAUCCAUUAUGAUAAAGUGCUCGUGUAUGAUGAUACCAGUGCAGGAGUUUUGAAGGUGUUUAUCAGUGAUUUAACUGCAGCUGAUGAAGCUACUUACAGAUGUGCAGUGAAUACUGCUGAUGAUCAUCUGUUCACGAAGAUCAAGCUGAAGAUCAGUCAAGUUGAUCAUUUUCGUGAAUCAAGUGAAUCAGUGGCUGUUAUUGGUGAAAGUGUGAAACUCAGCUGUAAUUACCCUGAGAAACAGCAGCUCAUCAAACACAUCUGUAAAGAGAACGAGAAGAAGAUCUGUCAGAGCAUCAGUUCAUCAGAGAAGCAGCGCUUUGAGUUUUCUGACAGUACAGCAGGAGUUUAUACAGCGAGCAUCAGUAUUGUGAGCCCGAGAGAUGCUGGAGUUUACUGGUGUGGAGCAGAAACCAGACACGAGCAUCUGACUUCUGUUUCUCUCACCAAUAAACAUCAGCUGACUUUAACCAUGCCUCCAGUGAUCAGACGUGAAGGAGAUUCAGUCGAGAUCAAAUGCCCUUAUGAUGAAAAACACACAACAGUAACAUGUCUGCGCAGUGGAAAGUGUUUGAGAAAAGUAGUAAAGUAUCUGUGCAAGGGGAAGUGUUUCACUAAAGAUGCUCAAAAUAUCAUUCGGUCAGAUGAAGAUCAUGAUAAAAAACCAAAGAUUUCAGUAAAGGACGACACUGAACUCAAUCUCUUCACUGUGAACAUGACUGAGCUGAGAGCAGAGAAUGCUGGGAAAUACUGGUGUGCAGUGAGAGACGUGUUUAACCUUCUCCUUGAGCUCAUGAUCAUCAUGAAGGACGCGGUCAUUCAUGAAGCGUCUGUCAGAGGAUCAGCGUCCAUCAGCUGUAAACACAUCAGGAAACAAACACAGAAGCUUUUCUGCAGAGGAGAUCAGCCCAAUAUCUGCAUCAGAGACGGAGCUCGUGUUUCAUCAAAUAAGAGAAUAAACAGCAGAUUCUCUCUGACUGAAGAAACCUCUGCUGGAGUCUUUACUGUGAAGAUCAGCGAUCUGAGAGCAGAGGAUUCUGGGAAAUACUGGUGUGCAGAGGAGAGCUCUGGGUCCUUCAUAUUCACUGAAGUUCAGCUACACGUGACCAGAGAGAUGACGACACCUGACACCAAAAGAGAAACAUCCCAGGAAACAGAAAAGCCUGAAAUGACCUCAUCUGACACCAAAAAGGAAACAGAAAAUCCUGGUUUUUUUGUAAUAGUUGUUGUUUCUGUGGGUUUGCUCCUGCUGGCUCUGGUUAUAGCCUUAAUCUUAUUCAAACUGAAACACAACAAACAUGGCAUCAUUUCAUCAAAAGACAGAAGACAGACAGGGGAUCAUGAAACGACUCAAGAAGACAUUCAAGACACCAGGCACCUUGAUCCUGAAUCAGAUCCUCUCUAUUCAACAGUCGAGUUACCCACAAACCCCUCUGAUUCACAGAAUCCACUUUACUCAGCAGUUCAGUUACCCACAAACCCCUCUGAUGGGCUCCUGUACGCUGCUGUCAGUUUCCAGAAGCAUGAGGAGUCUCUCAGUGAAGCUACAGUCAGAUUCAGUAAAGAGGAGACUCACUGUGAUUAUGCAUCUGUCAAUCACAACAUCUCGCCAAAUUAAUAUUGCCACUGGAUUUUUGUUUUUAUACACAACUAAAACCAGUCACUAAGAAUGAAAGAAUCAUUCAGUUUCAUCGAGCAAGUUAUUGAGCAGUCAGCGACACCUACAGGUCAGUGUUGGGAAAACCUGAAAUGUUUCUCUGUGACUAAAGAGAACAUCACUCCUUAGGCUGGGUUCACACCGCAAGCGGCAGCAGAGCAGAAGCAGCGCAUAUUUUUUUCGGUGCCUAUGUUAACAGAUGAGAGCGUUCACACCGCACGCAGAGGCUGCGCAGCAGA
Molecule: messenger RNA, 2816 nt
Organism: Cyprinus carpio (common carp)
Lineage: Eukaryota; Metazoa; Chordata; Actinopteri; Cypriniformes; Cyprinidae
Product: polymeric immunoglobulin receptor-like
Exons: 12
Coding region: 49-2538 (829 amino acids)
Source: RefSeq, a predicted model, not a curated record